AUGACAUUUGUCAGUUUGAAACUGAUGAGCAUCUCCGCAAUUACUUUUACGAACAAGUGCCCCUUCACCGUGUGGCCAGGAACCCUAACCGGAGCUCCCAACCCUCCAUUGUCUACGACCGGAUUCGGGUUGGCGAGCGGAGCAACUAGCUCAGUAGACGUGCCUUCUCCGUGGUCGGAUCGCUUUUGGGCUCGGACCAGAUGCUCUAGUACCUCCGGAAAAUUUGUUUGUGCCACCGCAGACUGUGGCUCCGGUCAAGUCAGCUGCAAUGGCGAGGGGGCAAUCCCACCGGCAACGUUGAUAGAACUCACGGUGGCAGCGACCGGUGGACAACAUUUCUAUGACGCGAGCAAUGUAGACGGGUUCAACUUGACCGUGUCCAUAGCCCCACAAGGCGGCACCGGAGGUUGCAAAGUCUCAAGUGUCCGGCGAACAUCAACAGGGUGUGCCCGGAUCCACUAA
Neltuma alba is the source of this 462-nucleotide messenger RNA. RefSeq names its product thaumatin-like protein 1. The record is from RefSeq and is a predicted model, not a curated record. The coding region runs from base 1 to 462 and encodes 153 amino acids. NCBI's taxonomy places the organism in Eukaryota, Viridiplantae, Streptophyta, Magnoliopsida, Fabales, Fabaceae. The transcript is spliced from 2 exons.